UCUCUCCCUCUCUCUCUCUCUCUCUCGAUCUGUGAUAAUAACACACAGAGCACAGUCAUGGCGACAGUGACAGUCCAGCCGCUCACCCUGGAGCGAGAUGUGGCCAGAGCGAUUGAGCUGCUGGAGAAAUUACAGGACUCGGGUGACGUCCCGGGUCACAAACUGCAGUCCCUGAAGAAAGUCCUACAGAGUGAGUUCUGCACGGCCAUUAGAGAGGUCUAUCAAUAUAUGCAUGAAACGAUAACAGUAAAUGGAUGUCCGGAGUAUCAAGCACGUGCUACAGCAAAGGCCACAGUGGCAGCAUUUGCAGCCAGCGAGGGUCACUCUCACCCGCGGGUGGUGGAGCUCCCCAAGACAGAUGAGGGGCUUGGCUUUAACGUGAUGGGUGGAAAAGAGCAGAACUCACCAAUCUACAUCUCCCGCAUCAUCCCUGGAGGUGUAGCUGAAAGGCACGGUGGUCUUAAAAGAGGCGACCAACUCUUGUCAGUCAAUGGAGUGAGCGUUGAGGGUGAACACCAUGAGAAGGCUGUGGAGUUACUGAAAGCAGCCAAGGACAGUGUCAAACUGGUGGUGCGUUACACCCCUAAAGUCCUGGAGGAAAUGGAGGCAAGAUUCGAGAAACUCCGCACCGCACGCAGACGCCAGCAGCAGCAGAUCCUCAUGCAACAACAGCAGCAGCAAAACCUGGCUGCCCAGCAAAACCACAUGUCGUAGGCUGUUCCAAAAGAAGAAAAAAGUAGAGGACACUGGGUGAGACUUGCUGAAUCUCACAGUCGUGAUGUAAGGAGGUCUGCGAGAUCUCGGAAGAGGUUCCUUACUGUUCUCCAGUGAAGACUAUCCUCUUUCAGUCAACUACCUACAACUCAAAAAGACUGAAAACUCCAUGAUCUGUGUUCCAAAUUGGUGCUUGGAAAAAUGUUCAUGACAGCAUAGAGGAAGGCUACCACUGACUACAUGGUUUUGCAUCUGCUUGUUCAUAUUUCAAUUGUCUGAAACCAAUCGCAAGUUGUGACCCUCUUAAAAAGUCCCUCUUGUAGUUUUGUGAUAAUGUGUUUACUCAACAUGUAUUUCUAAAGCAUUCAGAAUUUUGUUUCAUGAUCCUUUUUGUUGCCACAGCGUUGUACAAUAACCUUUCGAAUGGUUCUUUUGGUGCUGGUGUCUCUGUGAAUAGAAACCGCUUUUUAUGUCAGCCAUCCUUAAAUGGAUAACUGAGGUAUUUUAUACCAUAUUGUAGCAAGGGAUAUUUUGUAAAGAAAGUAGAUUUAGCAAUAACACUUGUUUGUCACAUUCUGCUGUAAAAUUAUGAGUAAAAGGUCAACUUUAAGUGUGUAAAAUUAAUAUUACGAGGGUAAAAUUACUGCAAAACUGUAUCUUAUGCACCAUGUGACAUAAGUCAGAGUAAACCAUAAACAUCAUUUGCACAGAAUGUUCUUACGAGAUCACUGUAUCACAGUGCCAUUGACAGAGAUUAUCUUGUACAUUUGGCUUAUUGUAUGGCAGACAUGCUUUAAAAGUAAAGUGUGUAUUUUUUGUGCCAUGAAACAAAAAUGUUGACUGUUUUCGGACAGGUUUUCAGAACACUUUGCCAUUUCUACCAUUGGUUUGCAAAUAUUUUGUCAAUCUAAUUAUGAAAAAUUAACAGGUAUAUAUGAAAACAUUGCAGUUUGUCUGCAUAUCCAACUAGAAGCAUUUGAGAUGAACCAACGACAGAAACAGAGAGACCUCUGAAAACAAUACUUAUUUUCACAAUUUUGUUUCUCAAAACAAGCGGUGCAGAAAUUGCGCACUUUACCUUAAACAGAUCAUUUAUUCAUGAAAGCUGUACAGUUUUGAUGAGGUUUUACGGUUGUUAUGUCACUACUGAAGUUAAAGUGUAAUGUAGAAAUAUUCUAUUUAAGUUCAGAUAUUUAUAGUAGAUAUUAUGAAAUUAAUUACUAUGAGGACGAACAGAAUGUCAAACACAGAUACAUGAUAUCUACAUAUAGAGUUGAAUCAUAACAUAGUAUUUUAUUUUAAUAAUAAGUUUAUUAUCUCAAGAGUUUGGAAAGAUUAUUAAAUGUGCUUCUCUGUAUUAUGUUAGUUUUUCUCAAAACAGACCACUUUAUUAACUAAAAAAAUAACAUUGUCCUGUUUUGACAAUCAAAUUAAAAAGCAAGCAUUACAUAGCGCAUUUUAUUUAAUAAAACUACAUCUUUGCACAUUUCAGAGCUUCAUUCCCUCAACAAAAGCUGGCCAAAUGUCUAUCCAUUACAGUGCUGUAGCCGUACUGUUAGUUCAAGUUUAAUAGAAGCAAAACUGUAAAUCAGCAAGUAGUCGAUGACCACCACCAGUAAUCAAAGGUAAUAUUGUAUCGGUGUUAAUGUAAUUUGGUUUGAUGGUUUUCCUGACGUAGGACUUUGGUAGAUACCUAAAUUAGCUCCUUUGUUGGUUGUUUUUUGAGUAAUCUCAGACUGUAGGUGACAUGUAAACGUGUCAUCCUAAUACGUAGGCAAAAUCACACCAAGCUGUGAAGGUGAUUUGUUCCUUGAUUGUCAAUCAGUUCAUUUGAAUGGAUUCUCUUCCCUUUUAUAUGUUUACUUACAGACUUUCUUAUUAAUGACUUGCAUUUUUGAGGCUGGACAAGCUGAUCUUAUUAUACAGCGAAAAAAUACCAAGUGAUAUGCAAUUGUUAUACAUAUUAUAUUUGUACAAAUAAAUAUGUGUGC
Danio aesculapii is the source of this 2705-nucleotide messenger RNA. It is a transcript of the gene lin7a, whose product is annotated as lin-7 homolog A (C. elegans). Gene Ontology annotation, cellular component: basolateral plasma membrane; cell-cell junction; MPP7-DLG1-LIN7 complex. Gene Ontology annotation, molecular function: L27 domain binding. Gene Ontology annotation, biological process: maintenance of epithelial cell apical/basal polarity; neurotransmitter secretion; protein localization to basolateral plasma membrane. The transcript has 6 exons. The record is from RefSeq and is a predicted model, not a curated record. Bases 58 to 714 code for a protein of 218 amino acids. NCBI's taxonomy places the organism in Eukaryota, Metazoa, Chordata, Actinopteri, Cypriniformes, Danionidae.